GUAAAAAAAUCAAACUUUAAAUUGAUUUCACUGUCUGGGUCGGUUGUGCAAAAGUACAGGAAGUGCUAAGAGCUCAAGAAAGAGAUUUUGAGUCUGAAAAAAUGGGCUCUUUCUGGGUUAUGAUUCUGUGUAUUUUUGGAAUAACUGGCUCUGUCUGCUCUCAGUUGCAGGAAGGUUUCUACAGCAAAACAUGUCCCAGAGCUGAGAAGCUCAUCAGCGACUUUGUCCACGACCACAUUUCAAAGACUCCAACUUUAGCAGCUCCUUUACUCAGAAUGCAUUUCCACGAUUGCUUUGUCAGGGGCUGCGACGCAUCUGUGCUUUUGAACUUCACAUCAAGCACCGGAAACCAGACGGAGAAAGUCGCUGUUCCGAACCAGACGUUGAGGGGGUUUGACUUUAUUGACCGGGUCAAGAGCAUCGUGGAAGCUGAAUGCCCUCAAAAAGUCUCCUGUGCAGAUAUUGUUGCUUUGGUCGCCAGGGAUUCUGUAGUCGCCAUUGGAGGGCCAUCUUGGGAUGUUCCGACCGGUCGACGGGACGGCCGGGUUUCCAAUUCAUCGGAAACCAGCAGCAUUCCUCCGCCCACCAGCAACUUUACAACCCUCCAAACACUCUUUAGCAACCAGGGUCUUAAUCUCACCGACUUGGUCCUAUUAUCCGGUGCUCAUACGAUCGGGAUGUCGCAUUGCUCGUCGUUUUCGACCCGUCUUUACAAUUUCACGGGGACGGUCCCGUCGCAAGACCCGGCAUUGGACAGCGAGUACGCGACGGCACUGAAGAAGAAAUGCAGGUCGAUUAACGAUAACACGACGAUAGUCGAGAUGGAUCCAGGGAGUUUCAGGACGUUUGAUCUGAGCUACUAUAAGGGAGUUCUGAAGAGGAGAGGGCUGUUCCAGUCGGACUCGGCCUUGUUGAACAGCCAAACCACAAGGGCAUUGGUCAAUCAGCUUGCCAGUGGAUCCAAUGAGAUUUUCGAAGCAGAGUUUGCUAGGUCUAUGGAGAAAAUGGGGAGGAUUAAUGUGUUGACAGGGAGUGCAGGUGAGAUCAGGAAAAACUGUGCGCUUGUCAACUGAUCGGGCCGGGCCGGGCUUUUGUAUUUACGCUAUCUUCUCAUCCAUAUUUGAGUCCGUAAUUAAAUUUGGUGUCCAAUCCGCGGGGUUGUUUGCUGGGUCAAUUAUUGUGCCAUUUUUUUUAUGAGUGGAAUUCCAGUUCAAUAAGUUGUCCUAAAAAUACGUGGAUGCUGGAUCCAUCAAAACUCAAAAGUAUCCCUUUAUAGAUUUCAAGUUAAACGUUAUUAUCCGAUGUGUUUUGCCAUGUGAUCAUAUUUAAUUUGGUGCCCCUGAUGUAUUAGUGAUGACGUAAAGUUAGAGCCCGUUUGGCAGCACUAUUUUUCGGCUUAUCAGGAUUAUCAGCCAACUUUUUCACCAAACACGUAACUUUUGCUUUCGCGCACUGAAUUGUGUAAUAAGCAUAAAAAGUAAGGUUGGAGUUACUUUUCUGACUGUAUUGGCUGAAGUUACUGUAGAUGACCAUUUUAACUAUUUUUACAUAUAAUUUUUUCUUUGUUUUAUUAAUGAAAUAAAUUUUAAAAAUAUUUUUUUCUUAAAUCAGCAGAAUCAGCCAAUGCAGCCACUUCAGCCAGAACUUCAUAAAUUUCAGCAGAAUCAGCCAAAACAGCCGAUUUUCAUACUACCAAACGGGCUCUUAAUAAUAGUAAUGAUAAUUUUAUAUCUAAACCGUUUUUUCAGUGUUCA
This is a messenger RNA of Cuscuta epithymum, 1754 nucleotides long. The record is from the annotation of a GenBank genome assembly. NCBI's taxonomy places the organism in Eukaryota, Viridiplantae, Streptophyta, Magnoliopsida, Solanales, Convolvulaceae.